GUGACAAAGCAGCCGCGGCCUCCCCCAGCGAGGAGUGUGUUCUCUCCCACGGUCCGUGGAGGCAGCACAGCAGGGGCGUGCAGUAUGGCGGACGAUGGAGACACAGGGAGCGGACCCUCGGACUCCAGCGGCGGGCAGGAGGCGCCUGGGCUCGGGCUCGGGGGGCUGGUGCUGAACGCCGGGCUGGUGCUGGCCGUGGCCGCGCUGGUUCUGCUCGGGUACCGGCGCUGGGCCCGGAGGCUCGGCCCCGGCGCCGGGCCCCGGGCCGCGGCCUCGGCUCUGCCCAAGAUGCGGCGCCGGGACUUCGAGCUGCAGCAGCUGCGGGAGUUCGACGGGCUCGUCAACCCGAGGAUCCUCAUGGCCGUGCACAUGAAGGUGUUCGACGUGACCAGCGGGAGCAAGUUCUACGGGAAAGACGGUCCUUACGGCGUGUUUGCCGGCCGCGAUGCUUCCAGAGGCCUGGCCACCUUCUGCCUGGAGAAAGACGCCCUGAGGGACGAGUACGACGACCUGUCCGACCUCAACGCCGUGCAGAUGGAGAGCGUGAGGGAGUGGGAGAUGCAGUUCAUGGAAAAAUACGACUACGUGGGUCGGUUGCUGAAGCCGGGCGACGAGCCGUCGGAGUACACGGACGAGGAGGACGUCAAGGACCAUCUGAAGCACGACUGAGCGGAUCCACCACACCGACCAAAGCCAGGACCCCCCCAAACAGCUGCGACAGACCCCCCCCCCCCAGACCUCCUCCUCCUCUUCUCACUCCAUCCACCUACCUGCCGCUGUCUUGACCCGCCCUGCCCCCCCCCCGACCUCCUGCUGAAUCUGUCCGGUGCCGCGGAUGUUCUUCAAAGGACAGGACUCAAGUCUCACCGCCCAGGCCCCCCCCCCCCACCCCACCCCUCCCUCCCUCAUCGUCCACCAACAGAAAGCAAUCGGAAACCUUUUGAAGCGUGUGGGGGGGGGGCUUUUCUUACGACGGCAGAGAGGUUGUUCGAUUCGAUUUAUUGAAACAAAACAACUAAAUAUUUAGGUGGGAAGGAAGGUGAUGGGGGGUGUGUGUGGUUGUUGUGGUCGCCGCUGGGUGGAGUCGGUCGGUCGGAGUCGGUCAGAAACCCCCCCCCCCCGGUCGAAGAGGAUCGGUGGGUCGGGAAUCGGAAUCUCUCUCUCUCUCUCUCUUUUUAUCUGUGGUUUAGUCCCAUUGCAGCUGAACCUGCUUCAGCUUCUCAAUCAAUCAAGCGACUCGUUCAUUUCCGUGUUUUUGUUUGAAAUCAGUUCCCACCGAUUGUUGCGAGGGAAGAGGCGUGGCCUAACCAAAGGUAAUCGACGGGGACGGCGCAUUUUUCCUGUUGUGUUUGUAGUGUAUGCACUACUAGUUUUCUUCGUUUGUCACCAUGUGAUUGUAUUUGUUGCGUAGCAUAGCGGG
Limanda limanda (common dab) is the source of this 1420-nucleotide messenger RNA. It is a transcript of the gene pgrmc2, whose product is annotated as progesterone receptor membrane component 2. The record is from RefSeq and is a predicted model, not a curated record. NCBI's taxonomy places the organism in Eukaryota, Metazoa, Chordata, Actinopteri, Pleuronectiformes, Pleuronectidae. Gene Ontology annotation, cellular component: membrane; endomembrane system. The transcript has 3 exons. Bases 85 to 669 code for a protein of 194 amino acids.